Corylus avellana is the source of this 1960-nucleotide messenger RNA. The record is from RefSeq and is a predicted model, not a curated record. Lineage: Eukaryota; Viridiplantae; Streptophyta; Magnoliopsida; Fagales; Betulaceae.
AAAACCUUUGUUCAAAGCAGCUUAAUAAACGGCAACCUCUCAAUCUUCAAAGCAGCAUACCGUUUGGACGGUGUUCCUAACGGUGGCUUUAACUCUACAAAAUAAAACACUGUAUUCAAGCCCAGCCAAAUCAUAUUUGAGCCUAAAACAGGUUGGAUGGGCCUGCCUCACUCUACACAACCUCGGCCUAUAUGGAUUUUGGACUGUACGUAUUGGAUAGGAGGGCCAACAUGUAAAUAAAACGAAUCUUGGCAUCCGGACCUUGACAACUAACCUCCUCCUUAAGACCUUUAUCAAUUGACAAUUAUCAUCGAUCGGUCUUCGCAGACUCUCACCGACUCCUCGAGAUUCACUCUCUCGGCAAACCUUCUUGAAGGUGGAGGUGGAAAGCCUUUCUCACAACUUUUGUUGUUGCUUUCUUUCCAUUGAUUUCUGUUUUCCUCUAUCUCAACCCUCCAUGCGGCUAGCCUGGUCCAGUGGUCCUCCCUCUUCUUUCCCCUUGUUCUUGCCGUUAUGCAAUCUGGUGCAUGCUCCCCCUUGGCCCCUAGCCUCUAGGCCUAGGGGAGGACAUUUCCGGUCAAUUGUUUGUGGUGUAGGCUUGGAUAGCUCGGCUGCAUGUGGAACUGGUGGCUGGGGCUGCAAGCGUCGGAUCUGAUGCGGCGCCGGUGGCUUCUCUUCAAACAGGUUAGAAUCUUGGACUGUACAGUGGGUAUAUAAAUCUAAAUGGGCUGCCUGCUUAUGACUUGGGUUUGGCUAAGCCCACGGAUAGGCCUCUUAGCCGAACAUCUGAGGCAGGCGGGACCGACUUUGACUUUGCUGACGUCAUCCCAAUGAUUAUUCAACUACACUACGUCACGCUGUUGAAACUUGUAAUUUCUUCCUUUUUGGCUGACACGGAGUGGGGCCACUCAGGGAGAUUUUCUCCCCACUAAAACAUGCACUUUAAAGGGAAAGGCAAAAAGGAAACUGCAAAAUCCAUUGCUGACACCAAUCCUCAGAAACGAACGGCAGUGUGAUUGUCAAUCUCAGAGCAGAGAGAGAGAGAGAGAGAGAGGGGGCAGUUGGGGGAGGGAGGAGCGAUCGACAAAGUCCCUUGCUGCCGACCUUCAGAGCUUGUUUUCUAUUGCUGUUCGAGGAAGACCUCCUCAGAAAAGAACACCGAAUCAGCAAUCAGAUCCAUGGCCAAGUCAUUUUCAAGAAACGUUAAGCUUGAAAAUGUGUAUGAUAGACCAAUGAAAGUGGAAGUGAGACGGGAUCCUGGUAAUUUUCUAAUGUUUGAAUUUGUAAUUCCAUCUGGUGGCCACAAGUAUAUGUGCUAUGAGGAUCUUCACAUUGAAUGUAAUCGAGGCCGUCCUGUAGAUGUACUUGUUUACCUUGAAGGUUCCAGGGAAAUGGGUGAAACCCAUAUACUGCCCGCUGAUAUAAGGGCAAAUGAGAAACUCGAGUUGAACUACUUGAAUCAUGCUAUCACCAUCACCCCUACUAGGGGACAUUUCAUCUCGAGGCUUGGGUUUAUUAUCCGAUUGAAACGAGUAGCUCAGUGUUAUGGCCGGGGCAGUAGCCGUUUACUAGAAGGAGUGGGAAACAAUGCUGCGAAGGAGGAAGACUUGAAGGGCAAAGUUGACCUUGAAGAACCAUAAAGAAGACUUGGGAUUCUUAUUAGAUAAGAGAUGUUUAAAUAUCUCCGUAGGACUAGGAUUCUUUGCUCAUAAAGCAAGAUGCCCAAUAGGAUUAAUAAAGGAUUGGGGACGCCAAAAUCUUAAAUCAUCACUUCUCCCAUGGUUUUCCGUAGAUUCUCCAUGCUGCAUGAUUUUAUAUAUUUGCUUUGCAUUUCCUAAUUGUCUUGCUAUAAGCUAAAACAAUGUUCUAAAUUCAGAUUGGAUUUGGUUUAUGGGGAUUGGAUUUGGAUUUGGAUUUGGAUUGGAUUUGAUUUCCUAAUUCAGAUUACAGUGUUGCUCCU